AUGGCCGCCAUAACUGCGACCACGAUAGCCACCUAUGGGAAUUCGACUUUGGGGUGGAAUAGGUUGAGGCCAUCUCACUCUUUCACCGCCCUUUCUCACGACCAACCUUCUUCUACUGCCGCCGCCGUGAGAGUAAGUUGCCCUCGUGCCUCCACGGAACAUGCCGGAGUUUUCACCGCCGACAAGCCCGAUUUUGACUACCUUGGCCAGAGCACCAGAGGGGAUCUUGACCUCAACUUUGAAUUUGAUGACGAGGGGGCGGGUCUGGAUGGUCCAAUUGAGGAUGUUGCCAGAAUGGAAGCUCAAGAAGCUGAGCACUUGCUUAAUCACUUGGGCAUUCCGGAUCCAUUGUCUUCACGAUAUUCUCCUCGUGGCAUCUUUUGUAGCCGAACACUCAAUUUGAGAUCAAUUAGUGCCAUCGGCUAUGACAUGGACUACACAUUGAUGCAUUAUAAUGUAGAGGCCUGGGAAGGAAGGGCUUAUGACUAUUGCCUGGAAAAUCUGAAAAAUAUGGGCUUUCCUGUUGGUGGACUUACAUUUGACCCUGAAUUGGUCAUUCGAGGCCUAGUGAUUGACAAAGAGAAAGGAAACUUAGUUAAAGCAGAUCGAUUUGGAUAUGUCAAGCGGGCUAUGCAUGGAACAAGGAUGUUGUCCACUCAAGAUGUGAGCGAGAUAUACGGAAGAGAACUUGUAGAUCUGCGAAAGGAGAGCCGAUGGGAGUUCCUUAAUACAUUAUUCUCUGUUUCAGAGGCAGUUGCAUAUAUGCAGAUGGUAGAUAGGUUGGAUGAAGGAGCUAUAGCUGCAGAGACUGGCCCACUUGAUUAUAAAGGGCUUUACAAGGCUGUUGGGAAAGCACUCUUCAGGGCACAUGUCGAGGGCCAGCUGAAGAGUGAGAUUAUGUCCAAACCUGAACUCUUUGUUGAACCUGAUCCUGAGCUACCUUUAGCACUACUGGAUCAGAAAGAGGCUGGCAAAAGGCUCCUGCUGAUUACCAACUCGGAUUACCAUUAUACUGAUAAAAUGAUGCAGCAUUCUUUCAAUAGAUAUCUUCCGAAUGACAUGAGUUGGCGGGAUCUUUUUGACAUAAUCAUAGUCUCUGCCAGGAAGCCGGAGUUUUUUCAAAUGUCGCACCCAAUGUAUGAAGUGGUGACUGGUGAAGGUCUUAUGCGUCCAUGUUUUAAGGCUAAUCCAGGUGGGGUGUACUCUGGAGGAAGUGCUCAGAUGGUUGAGAACUCACUUGGCGUUCAUGGAGAUGAAAUUCUGUAUGUUGGUGAUCAUAUAUAUACGGAUGUUAGCCAAUCUAAAGUCCAUCUUCGGUGGCGUACGGCACUCAUUUGCCGUGAACUAGAAGCUGAGUAUAGUGCUUUAAUCCAAAGCCGAGGUCAUCGUGCAACAUUGAUAGAGCUUAUAAAUCAAAAAGAGGUUGUGGGGGACCUCUUUAACCAGCUCCGUCUUGCCUUGCAGAGACGAACUAAAGGUCGUCCUGCUCAGACUCUUGCUGCCACUCAUAUGGACGACAAGGAACUUAGUGAAAGCAUUCAGAAGCUACUCAUUGUCAUGCAAAGAUUAGACCAGAAGAUCGGUCCAAUGAUGGAAUCAGACGGGGAGCUCUUCAAUCAAAGGUGGGGUUUUAUUUCACGAGCAGGCCUAUGGGACAAAAGCCACUUGAUGAGACAGAUUGAAAAGUAUGCUGAUAUUUAUACCUCACGGGUUUCGAAUUUUCUACAGUAUACGCCUUUUAUGUAUUUCCGAGCCCAAGAACAGUCUCUUGCGCACGAUUCCUAUUCAUUCCUCCACCAGAAGCAUGAUGUAUCGACUGUUAAUAAUUCCGAAAGCUGA
Molecule: messenger RNA, 1839 nt
Organism: Striga hermonthica
Lineage: Eukaryota; Viridiplantae; Streptophyta; Magnoliopsida; Lamiales; Orobanchaceae
Source: the annotation of a GenBank genome assembly